GCAACGUCCAAAAUGUGCUACAUGUAGGUGAUUAUGAUUUGUGACUAGGAUUCGUGAUUACGACUCGGCCUGCUUGUUUGGGUGGCAACCAGCUUGGAACCGGGUUCAUCCCUCUUAUCAAGAAGAACAUUCCUAUCAAAUGUGAUUGCUUUGGUUUCACAGCGUUUUAUCAACUAUUUGCAGUCCUAUCGAAGGUCUGUCGUGGUAGGCUAAGAUACGUUGCCCUGCGCUCCGCGGCAUAGAGGAACCUUCCUCGACCAACUCUGGUUGGUCAUUCACCUUGGCAAUCUUCAGCUGAGCCGUUGUCUCUUGCAUAGAGCCGCGCCUUCCCCUUUGCCGUUCGCCACCAAAAAGCAGUCGACCAAACUAUAAAGCAUACGCACCACGGAUUAGGAAUAUGACUUUGAACUCGAGUCCUCCUUCUUCAGCCCAGGAGUCCGUUUCUGCUGAUCCUGAUAUGACUAUACAACGUCCUUCUAGGGCCUCGACGAACCUCGCCCCCAAUGCCAGAACAGUCAAUGGUUCAGGGUCUGCAGUGGCUUACACAGUCUCCGACAAGCCUCUAGGCGCCACAAAGCAUGUGAAGAUAGUCGGCAUCGGUGCGGGCGCAAGUGGCAUCAACUUGAUCAGAACUCUACGGAGGAGCCUUACCGACUAUGACUUUGUCAUCUACGAAAAGAACGAUGGCGUCGGCGGAACUUGGCACGAGAACAGAUAUCCAGGCUGCAGGUGUGAUAUACCCAGUCACAACUACCAAUUCUCGUGGAGAUCAAAUCCAGACUGGUCGAAUUUCCAUUCCCCGGCAGAAGAAAUCCGGCAGUACCUUUGCCGCGUGUGCGAGGAGGAGAACAUGCUGGAUUCAAUCAAGCUCCGACAUCAGGUUACGGGGGCAUGGUGGGAUGAGGUCCGCGGUGUCUGGGAUUUGAACAUCAAAGACCUUUCGACAAGCGAGGAAUUCCACGAUCAGGCCGAGUUUAUCAUUGACGCUUCCGGGAUACUAAACAACUGGAAGUGGCCAGAUGUUCCUGAUCUUCAUGCUUUCAGAGGAGAUCUAAUACACACAGCUAACUGGCCAAAAGACUUCGACUGCACUGGCAAGUCCAUCGCCGUAAUCGGAAAUGGGUCGACAGGUAUCCAAGUCGUCCCUGCGAUACAUUCAGGCGCUGAGAAGCUCUACCACUUAAUCCGCACUCCUACUUGGAUCACACCACCGAGGCUGACAGCAAUCAAAAUGCUCGGUAGUCCGGCAAGUGAAAUUCUAUCCAACAUCGAGAUUGAUGAGAAAGAAGAUUUCAGCGAGAGUCAGAUGGCAAAGUUCAAAUCGGACCCGGAGUUUUACAAGAAAUUUGUUAAGACUUUCGAAAGAGAUAUCAACGGGGCAUUUCCACUGGUUCUUAAUGGAAGUCCUGUUCAGUCAUUCGCAACUCAGAAGGUAGCGCAAUACAUGACGGCUAUGCUUGGAGGCGACGAGAAGCUCUGUAAAGCCUUGAUACCAACAUUUCCUUUGGGCACCCGAAGACUUACACCUGCACCUGGCUAUUUGGAAGCGGUCCGCGCGCAAAACGUUGAAAUCGUCAGCGAGGGAAUUGCAAGAUUUGUCCCCGAAGGCAUUCAGCUGAACUCGGGAAAGGUUCUCAAGCUUGAUGCUAUUGUCUGUGCAACCGGCUUUGAUACUUCCUUCUGCCCACGAUUCCCGAUCGUCGGAAGAUACGGAAACGUUCAGGACCGUAUGACGGCCGAGACGCCAAAAGGAUACAUGUCUUGUGCCCUACCUGGAGUGCCCAACUACUUCACGUUCUUCGGACCGAAUGCCCCCAUUGGCCAUGGUAGCGUUUUUACUUUGAGUGAACAUAUCGCGAAAUACGUUACACGCAUCAUUCAAAAAUGUCAGAAAGAGGGUAUCAAGGCGAUUACACCUACCGAAGCCGCAGUCAACGACUACAGCCAGCACAUCGCGGCCUUCAUGCCGCGUACCGCCUGGAGCUCAGCAGGCCGCUCAUGGUUCAAGGGCGGCAAGGAGGAGGGAUCCGUGACCGCUCUACAUCCUGGAAGUAGAAUACACUUCUUCCAUAUGCUUGAGCAGUUUAGGGGUGAAGAUUGGGAGUAUGCUUAUGACAGCCCCUCGCACAACAGGUUCAGCUACCUUGGCAAUGGUUUCUCAGCCAAAGAGUUAGAUCCCAACUGUGAUACGACUUGGUAUCUAGAUGAGCCAACGGAUGGACUCCAAUAACUUUACAUAGACCAUGGUUUGAUGAUGUAUCAUGAGGUGUCUGGCGUAUUGGUAUCUUCUAGUUCGGCUAAGCGGUCUACAUCAUAAUUUCCACUGGUGAGCAUUUACAUUAAUACC
Molecule: messenger RNA, 2347 nt
Organism: Truncatella angustata
Lineage: Eukaryota; Fungi; Ascomycota; Sordariomycetes; Amphisphaeriales; Sporocadaceae
Exons: 4
Coding region: 398-2230 (610 amino acids)
Source: RefSeq, a predicted model, not a curated record